Corvus hawaiiensis (hawaiian crow) is the source of this 5148-nucleotide messenger RNA. It is a transcript of the gene DUSP16, whose product is annotated as dual specificity phosphatase 16. Gene Ontology annotation, molecular function: protein tyrosine/threonine phosphatase activity; MAP kinase tyrosine/serine/threonine phosphatase activity. Lineage: Eukaryota; Metazoa; Chordata; Aves; Passeriformes; Corvidae. Gene Ontology annotation, cellular component: cytoplasm; nucleus. Gene Ontology annotation, biological process: negative regulation of MAPK cascade; protein dephosphorylation. The transcript has 8 exons. The record is from RefSeq and is a predicted model, not a curated record. Bases 638 to 2626 code for a protein of 662 amino acids.
CUGGGGCUUGGUUGUUGUUUUUUGGGUGCGAUUUUUUUUUUUCCCUCCUUAUUGAAGAAGAAGGAAAAAGAGGAGCUUUCCCAGCGACUGGAAGGAGACAAAGUUGUUUCGGGCGGCAGCGGCGAGGCUGGUGGGCAAUUACUUUUAUCCUUGCCGAGGGGACAGGCUGACAGACUGACAGGGGUGACACAGUAAUUCCUUCUGCUGGCCUUUGUAUGUGGACCACCUUCUUUCUGUCCUGUUCAGCCCAUAUAGAUUGUGCCUUAAAUGUAGGCUCUCAGUGUGGUGUAAAGCUGAUGGGUGGGAGCAAAGGUAAAGAAUGAUGUAAUGCAGCAGCAGCCAGAAAGCAUCUUUUGUGUGAAUUGUGAAAUGGCUACUCCAUAGUCAUCUCCCAAUGAAUCAGACGUGAGGGGCUGCUUUGUGGAGCCAACCCUUUGUACAUCAACUGGAAGCAGGAGGAGACAUUCAGUCCAAGAGCUCUUUCUGAAAAUGGAUUUAACUUUUCUUUUGCCAGUCACUACCAGCAUGACCUCAUACACUUCUAGUACAAUGGUGUGGCUAAGCCUUUGAGUACACAGCCAUUACAUCAUCGCAGCAAAUUAGAGAGGGAGGUGGGGAAAGAGGCCUCAUUGUUGUCAUGGCCGAUGAGAUGAUCAGGACCCAACUCAUUGUCGCUGAGAAGUUGGUGGCUUUGCUGGAGAGCGGUACAGAGAAGCUGCUGCUGAUUGAUAGCCGCCCCUUUGUGGAAUACAACACAUCCCACAUCCUGGAUGCCAUCAACAUCAACUGCUCCAAGCUCAUGAAGCGGAGGCUGCAGCAGGACAAAGUUUUGAUUACAGAGCUCAUUCAGCAUUCAGCAAAACACAAGAUUGAAAUUGACUGCAAGCAGGAAGUGGUGGUGUAUGACCAAAGCUCUAAAGAUGUGACCUCUCUCUCAUCUGACUGCUUUCUCACUGUGCUCCUGGGCAAACUGGAGAAGAAUUUCAGCUCUGUGUAUCUGCUUUCAGGUGGAUUUGCUGAGUUCUCCAGCUCUUUCCCUGGUCUCUGUGAAGGAAAAUCCACACUCAUCCCUACUUGCAUUUCUCAACCCUGCCUACCUGUUUCCAACACUGGCCCAACUAGAAUCCUGCCUCAUCUCUACCUUGGGUGUCAGCGAGAUGUCCUCAACAAGGAGCUGAUGCAGCAGAACGACAUUGGCUAUGUCCUGAAUGCCAGCAAUACUUGUCCAAAGCCUGAUUUUAUUCCAGAAUCCCAUUUCCUCAGAGUGCCUGUGAAUGACAGCUUUUGUGAGAAAAUUUUGCCUUGGUUGGAUAAAUCAGUCGAUUUUAUAGAAAAAGCAAAAGCAUCCAAUGGCCAUGUGUUGGUGCACUGUUUAGCUGGGAUAUCUCGCUCCGCUACAAUUGCCAUUGCAUACAUCAUGAAAAGAAUGGAUAUGUCCUUGGAUGAAGCUUACAGAUUUGUGAAAGAAAAGAGGCCAACCAUUUCUCCCAACUUCAACUUUCUGGGCCAGCUUUUGGACUUUGAGAAGAAGAUCAAGAACCAGAGCGGCCAGCCUGGCCACAUCAGCAAGCUGAAACUCCUGCAAUUGGAGAAGAGCAGCGAGCACGUGCAGGUGCUGGAAGCGGGGCCGAGCAGCCUCUCCACGAGCCAGCUCUGCCUCGCCGCUGCCUCGGAGCUGCUGGAGCCCAAGCCCACGGACGGUGGCCCUGCGCCCCGCGGGCACGCGGCCCCGCUGGAGGACGGCCCGCUGGUACAGGGCAUAAACGGGCUGCACGUCUCCCUGGACAAGGUGGAAGACAGCAACCGGCUGAAGCGCUCCUUUUCCUUGGAUAUCAAAUCCGUGUCCUACUCCGCGAGCAGCAGCUGCGUGACUGCAUCGGUGCAGGGCUUCGCAUCCUCCGAAGACACGCUGGAGUACUACAAACACGCGGCCGCGCUGGAGGGCGGCAGCAAGCUGUGCCAGUUCUCCCCCGUGCAGGAGGUGUCGGAGCAGAGCCCGGAGAGCAGCCCUGACAAGGAGGAGGCGGCCCCGCCCCAGGAGGCCCCGGGCCCGUGGCCGCUGGACAGCCCGGCCUCACGGCCACACGCGGGCCGGGCCGGCGGCAGCACGGCCGCGCCUCGGCCGCUCCCGUACCCCCUGCACCGCAGCGGCAGCGUGGAGGACACCUACAGAACCAACUUCGUGUUCGGGCUCUCCACCAGCCAGCAGCAGCUGGCCAAGUCCGCCGCGGGGCUGGGCCUCAAGGGCUGGCACUCGGACAUUCUGGCCCCGCAGCCCUCGUCCCUCACCAACAGCUGGUAUUUCGCCGCCGAGUCCUCGCAUUUCUACUCGGCCUCGGCGGUGUUCGGGGGCGGCGCCGCCUUCCCCGCCUACAGCUGCAGCCAGCUGCCCUCGGGCUGCGAGCAGCCCGGCGCCGUGCGCAGGCGGCCCCGCCAGGCCGACCGCGGCGACUCCCGGCGCAGCUGGCACGAGGAGAGCUCCUUCGAGAAGCAGUUCAAGCGCAGGAGCUGCCAGAUGGAGUUCGGGGAGAGCAUCCUGGCGGAUAACAGAUCCAGAGAGGAACUGGGCAAAGUAGGCAGUCAGUCAAGUUUUUCAGGCAGCAUGGAAAUCAUUGAAGUGUCCUGAGGGGCAGCGGCUCAUGUGACUCUGCCAGAGUCGCUUCCCCUUCCAGGCCGCUCCCCCAGCGUGUGAGAGGUCCCUGUAAAUCUGAAACUUUGGGUAAAAAGGUGGGGGGAGGGAAGAAACGGAGGCUUCGGUGUGAGCCGGGGAAAGGUUGGUACUGCAGAGAAGGGACAAUGGCCUCUGCCCGAGGAGACCCGAGUGUGCUGCUGGGCUUUUCUCCUCCCCUCCCCGGGAGAAGGGCAGAACAUUUCACAGACCUUUCCCUGUCAGAGGAAGCAAUUCUAUGCAAUGGAUUGCACGUCCUUUCAGUGGCUUUUAACAAGGAAGCUCUCUUGGUGUCAGACCCGUUCUCUGGUUCCGCUGAACCACACUCCUACCUGUCAGAACUAGUUUUGUUCUCCCCUUCCCACUCCCCACGUCUUCACCAGUGCACCUUAGCCCUGACACUGAGCCAACCUCUGGAGGGAGACCUUUUUCCUGUAAGAAAAGGAGACUGGGAGCGAUUCCAAAGGCCAUAGGGACCGGUUACAGCAAGGCUGGUCUGAACACACCGUUCAGACAAAUGUAAAUACUGGUGUAAGUAUUGUUCUAAUGGAUAGGCUUUAGGUGAUUCGCUAGAGAGCUGCUUCAGAGAAAAAAAACAAAAACCAGUACCUCAAAGAUACACAGAAUAAACUAGGGCUUUAUGGCUGCCACAUGCUGGUAGUCAGUUCAAUGUGAACAAGUAAUGACUGGCCACGUUUGAUUAUUUUUUUUUUAAAGCUGUCUACGCACAAGUGUUUCAGCUGGCUCAGCAGCAGUUCUUAAAAGAAGAUGAAUGAACCAUACUUAGGACUGUUUCCCCCAGUCUUUUGAUACAGUAUUUGUAUGUUUGAUAUUAGGCUGGCUUCUGGGAGACAGGUAGCUGCCUUGGCUUCUGAGCUAUAAUGGAGUGGUUGAUAGGUAGGGCUACAUGCAAGAGAAGCGGCUGGUACAAGUGGCCACAACAGGCUUUUCUUGCCCAUUUACAAUUCAACUUCUCAAAACCAAUUCAAAUGUGUUGGGGUUUUUUUAAGGUAAAAAUGAGUUGGGGUGGGCUUUUGACCUUAACUGAGCAGUUCCAGUGUGGAACUGCAGACGCUCAGGGCUGUAGCGUGUCCUCACCGUCGGCACCCCAGGGCAGACACCUCCAGCUCGAGGAGGUGUCACAUCCCUGGUUUCCCAGGAGAUGAGGCACAGCCCUUCUCAUGUUUUUGACAGCAAGCAGGUGCUUCUCCUCCCACCUUGGCUGCUGCUGACCUUGGGCUACAUGUGCAUGUUGCCGUGAGAGGUUUAUGGUCAGCAAGGGGGAGUACCAGAGCCACUGUGUAAAGCUGCAUCCUUCCUGCUCCCAGGGCCUUCCCCAGCACCCCUCAGAACACGUGUGUUGAGGGGAAACUAUAUUGUUUUGUCCCAUUUCAGUGCAGGCAGCUGAAAAUUGUAGUAACAAAUAAUUAACCCUGGACAACAGCUUUAAAAAAAAAAUUGUCAGCAGCAAACUGAAGCCCUAAUUAAAGUCAGCAGCUUGGGUUAUAUUUGGGGUUUUUUUACUGUAAGUUUAGCUAGUUUGUGACUCAAAUCUCAGGUUUUACUAUACUGAAAAGUGGAGAAAGUUUUUGUCAUUGUUUUGUUUUGUGGCUAGGAUGUGACUUUAAUUUCCUACAGUGGACCGUUGAAAAUAGCACUGAAAGCUACAGCAUUGAUUAACUUGAUCCUAAAAAGUGCAAAAGGCACAGAGAGAGGAAGCACCAGGAGUCACUGAGCCCAGAGGCUCUUUGUGCUGGAUGAUGGUUGACAUCACCCUGGACACUGUGUCAGGUGUUGGCUGUUCAUGGAACAUGCUGCCACUUGUCACUGUUUACAUCUCCAGUGGAAGUGAUUACAUCACGACUAUUUUCAGCUGUGCGUGUAUUUACCUAUGUAAACAGCUGAACAGGGCUCCUCUCAGCCACAUUUCAGGAAAAGCCCAUGGCUUUGAUUAAAAGCAGUUAAUGGGAGUUAACACGUAUCAAUCUCUAGAGGCAGAAACAGAUUCUUCCUCUUUUGUGCUCCUUCAGACUGUGUGUUUGGGGUUGGUUUGGUUGAUUGCCUUCUGAGGAACUGAAAUCUUGUCUUGUGGCUCCUCGUGAUUCCCAGUGUGUUCUGGAUGUAGGCUCAGUACUUACAGGGGGCAGGUUCCCAUAGGAGGAAGCCUUAACCCCAUGUCCUGCACAGGGUGGUGCCCAGCCUGGCUCAUACCUGAACUAGAGUCCUGUCCCUGAACAAUACUGGAAAUGGUUUGCAGAAGUCUGGAAAGCAAAGUGGAGGAUGUGAGAGGGAAAAAUGUGUACAUGUUCAAUAUGAAUAUAACGCAUGGCAUUUGGUGUGUGGCAUACUUGGCAUGUUUGGUGUAUGGCAAGCUGGUGAAAUGGUUCAGAGAGAUGUGAGUUUCUCAUCUUGUUGUGUCAUGAGCAUUACCUGUAUGUUAUGAUGAAAUAAAAUCAGAAAUGGUACCUGUUUAUACAGAA